AUGCGUUUCUUGUACGUUGUUAUGUUGCUCGUAGAAAUUCUAACAAAGUUUUCAGCGGGAUCUGGGUCUAGGAAUGGGUCUAGGAAUGGGUCUGGGAAUGGGUCUGGGAAUGGGUCUGGGAAUGGGACUGGGAAUGGAUCUGGGUCUGGAUCUGCAUCUGGAUCUGUGAGACUGACUUCUCCGCCUGAAAGACCUUCUGUUCCACCACCACCACCGAUGGAGGCCACCCAGGUGCCUGGAAGCUCUUCUAAUCCACCACCUAUACCAGCACCAUCAACGAUGGAGGCCACCCAGGUGCCUGGAAGCUCUUCUAAUCCACCACCUAUACCAGCACCAUCAACGAUGGAGGCUACCCAGGUGACUGGAAGCUCUUCUAAUCCACCACCUAUACCAGCACCAUCAACGACGGGAAAUGGGUCUGCGUCUGGGUCUGGGCAAGAUAAAAACGGAAAUGAGGCUUAUGUAGAUACAAGACAUUUACCAGCGCGUGAGUUGUUUUCAUUAUUUUACUAA
Messenger RNA from Adelges cooleyi (spruce gall adelgid), 513 nucleotides. Its product is annotated as putative per-hexamer repeat protein 5. The coding region runs from base 1 to 513 and encodes 170 amino acids. The record is from RefSeq and is a predicted model, not a curated record. NCBI's taxonomy places the organism in Eukaryota, Metazoa, Arthropoda, Insecta, Hemiptera, Adelgidae. The transcript has 13 exons.